AUGGCUAUCGUGCUUAGCGUAUUGCAUCGCUCAGUUGCACUGUGUUUUUUUAUUUAUAUCGUUUUUUAUACUUAUCAACUGUUUCAUGGUAAUGAUCCGUUUCAUUUCAAGGACCUGGCGUUUUUAUCGCGUUUUCUUACAAUCCUGACAAUAUCACUGCAGAUUGUUUACUAUGCUUUGGCGACUCCUUUGCAGUAUUUUAAAAUCUUUAAAAUACACAGCUCACUAUACUCUCUCGUAUUUACAGCUAAUUUAAUUGUGUGUAUCAUGUUCUGGGGCAUUUUCAUCUCAGAUAAGACCUUGUUGGCGAAGGAAUCAGAAAUGAAAUCUGUCUCAUGGUGGUACAAUCAUGCUUGUCACACUAUUGGAACUCCUGCCAUCAUAAUUGACGCUUUACUAUGGAGACCAACAAUCGUUCCUAUAUCGAACUCAAUCCUGUUUCUUCUAGCAUACUUCGGUGGAUAUGUAAUCUAUGUGGAAUACCUUAUACGCAUCCAUAGUUUCUACCCUUAUCCCAUACUUGCGGUUUUCUCGGAUGUUGGACGAUUUGGAUUUUAUUCAGUAACAAUCAUCGCAACUGUUCUUUGCUUCGGAGUCAGUGUACUGAUGGUUCGCUCUUUAAAUAAGACUCAGUAUAAAAGGUUGAGUUCAAAAAUACAACAACGGACAGAGCGAAAAGAGUCUGUUCCUGUUCAGAGUAAACACAAGAAAUCAAAGAAGAUGGAUUGA
Schistosoma rodhaini is the source of this 729-nucleotide messenger RNA. NCBI's taxonomy places the organism in Eukaryota, Metazoa, Platyhelminthes, Trematoda, Strigeidida, Schistosomatidae. The record is from the annotation of a GenBank genome assembly.